This is a messenger RNA of Oikopleura dioica, 1932 nucleotides long. NCBI's taxonomy places the organism in Eukaryota, Metazoa, Chordata, Appendicularia, Copelata, Oikopleuridae. The record is from the annotation of a GenBank genome assembly.
AUGUCGGAUGAGGCGAAUCUUAAGGGAUGGCUCUUCAAGUGGACCAAUUAUUUAAAGGGCUAUCAGAGGAGGUGGUUUGUUCUUUCAAACGGCUACCUCUCUUAUUACAGAUCGCAGCAGGAAAUGUCCUACACUUGUAGAGGGACGAUAAAUGUUUCUGGGGCGGAAAUAAGCUUCGAAGACCGAACUAGUUUCACCGUAACUUCUGGUUCGAACAUUUCGUGGCACUUGAAGGCGCAAAGCGAAGUGGAGAGACAGCGCUGGAUCCACGGGCUCGAGCUGGCGCGGGCGGGACAGCCGCGCUUCAGCGAGGAUCAAACGGACUCGGACUCGGAAGGGGAUGACGGGUCAUCGCCAGGCGAUGGCGCCGACUUGAAGCAAAUAUCGAAUAAGCUCAACGAUCUUAAAACUUGCCACGAUCUUAUCAAAAAACAUGCAUCUUCUCUUCAACGAGUCAUUGCGGAUAUGGACAAAGACGACGACAAAAUUCGGAUGUUGCAAGAGAAGACGACGCUUUUCAUGAUCACUGCCGAGGCGAUGAAUGUAGCUGCAAACGAGUUCGUCAAUCUAGCAAAGAAUUCAUCAGAAAAUUGGCAAAAAGUUCUCGCUUCAGAGAGAGCCCAAAGAUUUCGACUGGAAGAGAAUAUUGAAGCUUUAGCUCUCCAACAAAACGCGCUGGAAAGAGACUCCUCGAUCGAUAACAACUCAGAAUUUACCCAUGCCAAUGUUAUAAAGAACUACGCCGAGCCAAUGUGUGAAAGUGAUGAUGAGUUCCACGACUGUGAGACCGACGGCGAAUCAAUAGAUGUUCCUGUAGCUACGAUGACUGUCGAGACAACAAAUAAGGAUGGCAAACGCAAGCGGCGCACCACCAUUCCGGAUAAGCCGGAUAAACCACUCAACCUCUGGUCCAUAAUGCGCUCUUGCAUCGGAAAGGACCUUUCAAAAAUCCCGAUGCCAGUGAACUUCAACGAGCCGCUCUCUAUGCUGCAGCGAAUCACCGAAGACUUCGAAUACCACGACUACCUCGAUCGCGCCGCCGCCACGGACUCUGUCGAAGAACAGCUGGCCCUGGUCGCCGCCUUUUCCGUCUCUUCCUACGCAUCAACGCUUAUCAGAACGACGAAGCCCUUCAAUCCGCUGCUCGGAGAGACUUACGAGCUCGACAGAGAGGAGGAAAUGGGACUUCGUCUCAUUGUCGAACAAGUGUCGCAUCAUCCCCCAGUCGCCGCCUUCCACGCCAUUUCAUCGCGGAACGGUGGAUGGGAACUCUUCGGCGAAAUGAUGGGCUCAAUUCACGUCAAAUUCCACAAGAACGGCCAGCACUAUCACUGGAGCCGAGUCACUACUACAGUUCACAAUAUCAUCGUCGGCAAACUGUGGAUCGAGCAAAGCGGAGAGUACGAUGUGGCGUCUUCAAUAACUCCUCACAAAUGCACACUCAAAUAUCAUCCCUAUUCUUACUUCUCCCGAGAACCAGCGCGCAAAGUCACGGGCACAGUUUUCGACGCCAGUGGAAAGGCUAAAAAGUCAUUACUGGAACUUGGGAUGACCAUCUCGACGUUGCCGAUGUUACCAAGAUCAAAGACGCGAAGAAAGAAGACUACGAAACUACUCCGUCCAGAAAACUUUGGAAAAAGUACGCGCUUCCAAAAGGAGCCGAGAAGAUGUACCACUUUAGCGAGUUCACGAUUACGAAAAGAUCAGCAACUCAUGGAAGAAACUUUGUGGGACGAAGCCAAUGCUGAGAAACAGCGACUUGAGCAAGCUCAGAGAGAAAGGAGGAAAGCUAGAACGAGUCCUUGGGAGCCGGUUUGGUUCAAAGAAGAUACCUGUAAAACUUCUGGCCUCAAACUUCAUCUUUAUAAGGGCGAGUACUGGGAGAAGAAAGAAAAGCAAGAUUGGUCAAAGUGCCCUUCAAUAUUCCAAUAA